Messenger RNA from Carassius gibelio (silver crucian carp), 4206 nucleotides. It is a transcript of the gene hace1, whose product is annotated as HECT domain and ankyrin repeat containing E3 ubiquitin protein ligase 1. Gene Ontology annotation, molecular function: ubiquitin-protein transferase activity; protein binding. Gene Ontology annotation, cellular component: nucleus. The transcript has 24 exons. Gene Ontology annotation, biological process: positive regulation of protein catabolic process; protein polyubiquitination; proteasome-mediated ubiquitin-dependent protein catabolic process. The coding region runs from base 207 to 2924 and encodes 905 amino acids. Lineage: Eukaryota; Metazoa; Chordata; Actinopteri; Cypriniformes; Cyprinidae. The record is from RefSeq and is a predicted model, not a curated record.
AUACGGCAUUGCAAUGAAAACAGGAAGAAAGACACCAGGAGGAAAUAUUUUCCCAAAAUGAAUCAGAGCGCGAUGGAGGGAUAUUGUGCGGUGGAAUGAGUCGUGAUCAUGGCGCAUUAGCCAACAGCAGAUGGAAGAGAACGAGGAUUUGUCUUUUCAGAGAGAGAGAAAGAGUGAGUACGUGUUUUCAAUGAGCUGAAUCCCAUAUGAUGGAACGGGCGAUGGAGCAAUUAAACGUACAGCUGAGUCGACUGACGCGGUCCCUGCGCCGUGCGAGGACUGUGGAACUCCCCGAAGACAGUGAAACAGCCGUGUACACCCUCAUGCCAAUGGUCAUGGCUGACCAGCACAGAUCAGUUUCUGAAUUGCUUUUAAACUCGAAGUUUGAUGUCAACUACGCAUUUGGACGUGUUAAAAGAAGCCUUCUACAUAUCGCUGCCAACUGUGGAUCAAUAGAGUGUCUCGUCCUGCUGCUGAGGCGUGGAGCGAAUCCAAACUAUCAGGAUAUCUCCGGCUGCACACCUCUGCAUCUGGCUGCAAGAAACGGACAGAAGAAGUGUAUGGGCAGACUGUUAGAGUACAAUGCUGAUGUUAAUAUUUGUAAUAAUGAAGGUCUCACUGCUAUUCAUUGGCUGGCAGUGAAUGGAAGGACAGAGCUUCUUCAUGACCUGGUGCAGCAUGUGUCUAAUGUGGACGUGGAGGACGCCAUGGGCCAGACAGCCUUACAUGUGGCCUGCCAGAACGGACACAAGACUACAGUGCAGUGUCUCCUGGACAGUGGAGCGGACAUCAACAGGCCCAAUGUCUCUGGAGCGACUCCACUCUAUUUCGCCUGCAGUCAUGGUCAGAGGGACACCGCACAGAUACUGCUCCUCAGGGGAGCCAAGUAUUUGCCAGACAAGAAUGGAGUUACACCACUUGACCUGUGUGUGCAGGGUGGAUAUGGUGAAACAUGUGAAAUUCUCAUCCAGCACCAUAGCAGACUGUUUCAGACACUGAUACAGAUGACCCAGGAUGAUGACAUUAAAGAGAACAUGUUAAGGCAGGUCCUAGAACAUGUUUCACAGCAGAGUGACUCCAGCUACCAAAUGAUGUUGACCAGCUUGGCUGAGGUGGCAACCACAAAUGGACACAAACUUCUGAGCUUGUCCAGUAACUUUGAGGUCCAAACAAAGAGUUUGCUCCGAAUUAUCCGGAUCUUCUGUCAUGUGUUCUGUCUCGGGCCGUCCUCCCCAAACAACGGGAAAGACAUGGGUUACAACGGAAACAAGACACCACGUAACCAGGUGUUUAAGCCUCUGGAGCUGCUGUGGCACUCUCUUGAAGAAUGGCUGGUCCUCAUCUCCACUGAGAUGGAUAAGGAGAGCACAGACGCAACAACCUCAUCCUCGGGAAAUGACAUUGCGUCACUUUUCCUGAAAAACCAGGAGGUCAACCCCUCCGUUGCCAGCGAAAAUCCCCCACUGUUGCUGGAGGCCAAGUCGAUGAUGAAGACUCCGGAGGGUUGUGCUGAUGGUCAGGAUGUCAUCUCUAUGAUAGCCAAUCGCCUGAGUGCUGUGAUCCAGGCCUUCUACAUGUGCUGUUCCUGUCAGAUGCCACAUGGCAUGACCUCCCCUCGAUUCAUUGAGUUUGUCUGUAAACAUGAUGAAGCGCUCAAGUGUUUUGUGACGAGGAAUCCCACAAUCAUCUUCAACCAUUUCCACUUCCUGCUGGAGUGCCCUGAGCUCAUGUCCCGCUUCAUGCAUAUUAUUAAAGGACAGCCAUUUAAAGACAGGUGUGAGUGGUUUUAUGAACAUCUUCUGGCUGGACAGCCGGACUCAGAUAUGGUGCACCGGCCAGUUAAUGAAAAUGAUAUUCUUCUUGUUCACAGAGACUCAUUAUUCCGAAGCAGCUGUGAGGUUGUAUCCAAGUCCUCCAAUAAGAAACUCAAACAGGGCAUUGCAGUGCGGUUCCAUGGUGAAGAGGGAAUGGGUCAGGGGGUGGUCAGAGAGUGGUUUGACAUUCUGUCCAAUGAGAUCAUCAACCCGGACUAUGCACUGUUUACACAAUCAGCUGAUGGUACCACGUUUCAACCCAACAGCAAUUCUUCUGUAAACCCAGAUCAUCUGAACUACUUUGGAUUUGCUGGUCAAAUCCUGGGUCUGGCUCUCUAUCACCGACAGCUGGUGAACAUCUACUUCACACGCUCCUUUUACAAGCACAUACUGGGCAUCCCAGUGAGCUAUCAGGAUGUGUCAUCCAUUGACCCAGAGUAUGCAAAAAAUCUGCAGUGGAUUCUGGACAAUGACAUCAGUGACCUUGGCCUUGAGCUCACGUUCUCUGUAGAAACAGAUGUGUUUGGAACCAUGGAAGAGGUUCCUCUCAAACCAGGAGGAACUGCCAUUCAGGUCACCCAAGACAACAAGGCCGAGUACGUACAGCUGGUGACGGAGCUCAGGAUGACCCGAGCGAUUCAGCCGCAGAUCAAUGCCUUCCUGCAGGGCUUUCACACUUUCAUCCUCCCCUCGCUCAUCCAGCUCUUUGAUGAAUAUGAGCUGGAACUGCUGUUGUCAGGUAUGCCUGAAAUUGAUGUGAUGGACUGGAAGAAGAACACAGAGUACACUAGUGGCUACGACCUGCAGGAGCCUGUUAUACAGUGGUUUUGGGAAGUGGUUGAAAAUCUCACUCAAGAAGAAAGAGUCCUUCUUUUACAGUUUGUUACAGGAAGUUCAAGAGUUCCUCAUGGAGGAUUUGCUUUUCUGAUGGGCGGCAGUGGUCUGCAAAAGUUUACUAUUGCCGCUGUGCCCUACACAUCAAACCUACUGCCUACCUCUAGCACAUGUAUCAACAUGCUGAAACUCCCAGAAUAUCCCAGCAAGGAUGUCCUGCGUGAUCGUUUGCUGGUUGCACUGCAUUGUGGGAGUUACGGAUACACCAUGGCAUGACACUGGCUUUUGCGUUUGCUGAGAAUUCUGCUCUGUGGACACACGACGCACACAUGGCUCAGUUCAGGGAUUCUUCAACACUUCAAUUCAAAAGCCUUUAUUAUUUUUUUUUUCACAUGAAAUCUAUGACAAGGACAUCAGUGAAUAAUGUAAUGAAUUAAAGAUACUUCAGGCACUGAAGCGGUUCUGCAUAUGUGAAAAUUAUAUCCAGGUCACAUUACACAAUAAAGUCAAAAUAAGAAUGAUUAUUUUGCUUAAAGAAUUUAUUUAUUUUGCUUGUUAUUUCCAUUGCUACAGUAGUCUCUUUUUUUCUGUAUUACAUCAAGUACACUACUAUUUUACAGUAAAUGUUCUAAUUAUUAUUAUUAUUAUUUAGUAAAAUAAAAUUAUUUUGUUUUCUAAUUCAUCAUAAAAAUAGAUUACGCAUUAAAAUAUUUACUUUUUUUUUUUUUUGGGGGGGGGGGGGGGUGAAAUAUUACCUUGACUGGUCUCUUGUGGUUCACUCUUAAUAAUAAAUUGGACAAUGACUGAAUCCAAAUGGCCUGUUAUAAAUGUUAGUCUUCUUUGACAUUAAUAAGUGUACUCCAGGCUGUAUUAUGUAAACUAUUUGAUGCUGUUCAAUUCACACUGUGUUUGAACUGUAUGUGUGUGCAGAUGCAUGUGAGACUUUUCUAUAUAUAGAGAGAGAGAGAGAGAGCUUUUAUCAUAACACAACUGUCAACACAUUAUUGAAAAUGGUCAUUUUGAGCAGUUUAAUUAAAUUAAAUAUUUUUUUUUUUCUGUUACACUGUUGUAUUGAUCUCUUGUGGCACACUUUUUGUUGUCUAGAAAGUUCCUUAAUCUCUCAUGACUACUGUGCAAUAUAUAUAUUCAUGUACUUGGAUGUAUUUAGUUUUAUAUGGGGUUGUCAGUAUAGUCAAAUAAUUAUUGAUUUCAUAUUUGUCUAAAUUGUUUAUGUGUAGUUAUUCAGUAUAAAGUAUGAAAUGUUAUAGGUGUGCCAAAAAUUCUCACCAACAAAUCAUAUAAUUUCUUGUAAAACAAGGACAUGUCAUGAAAUGAUUUUGAAAAGGGAAGACACAUCAUUUUAGGAAUGUACCAUAUCUUUACUAAUGGUUGAGGUCCAAAUGUAGAUCUUUAAAUCAAUUUAUUCUGAUUUAUCAUUAUGAUUUUUGAUUCAGAUUUUUUUUUGUACUUGUAAUAACAGAGUAAACUGCACACUGCACAAUCUUUGGAUUUCACAGGUGGACAUAAAUAUUAAAGAAUGCUUUUUAUUUCAAACAAA